AUGGGGCUUAGAAGCAGGAGAGCAGCAGCACAAUACAGAAAAAGAAGUGCAUGUCGCAGGGCCUGUCUUUGACAGAUCUCGCUUCGUGCAAGAAAUACAACUCGAUGGGAGUACGAGUAUAAACGAUAUCUUUGACUUCACGCAUGCACAAAACUUAGGCAAGGGUUCUUACGGUCAAGUUGUUAAGGCUCGGGAUUUAAAGACAGGAAGCAUAAGAGCAAUUAAAGUUGUUUAUAAACCUCGAAUUGAGAACGUUAUGAGGCUUAAGAGAGAAAUACUUAUCAUGAAGAGGCUGGACCAUCCGAACAUAAUAAAACUGUUUGAAGUGUACGAGGACGAGAAGAAUCUGUAUUUAGUAAUGGAGUUGUGUACAGGGGGAGAGCUAUUUGAGAGGAUAAUAAAGUCGGGACACUUCUCAGAAAGAUAUGCAGCUUGUUUAAUGCGUCAAGUCUUCUCAGCUGCUGCUUAUUGUCAUUCUAAUAAUGUUAUGCAUAGAGAUAUUAAACCUGAGAACCUGCUCUACGCAGACAGCUCGCCUUUAUCUGCUUUGAAAGUUAUAGAUUGGGGCUUCGCUGCUCGGUGCGGUCGUAGUCAUAAGUUCAGCAGUGUUGUCGGCACGCCUUAUUAUGUUGCACCCGAAGUUUUAUUCGGCAAGUACGGCUACGAAUGCGACAUAUGGAGCGCAGGGGUUAUUCUUUUUAUUCUUCUCUGCGGAUAUCCCCCCUUCCACGGUAAGGACAACCAAGCAAUAUUGAAGAGAGUGCAAGCAGGAGAAUAUAGCUUUGAUCCUCGGCACUGGCGUCGGGUGUCUGAGUCGGCGAAGGAUUUAGUUCGUAGAUGUUUAACGUAUGUCCCUUCUAAGAGGAUAACAGCCAAGGAAGCCCUUCAACACCCGUGGAUAUUAUCAUUUGCAUGCAUGAAUGGAGGCGUUGAGCAUGCAUUAUCAAUUCGUUUAGGAUCGGAUUUAAUAGAGAGGUUUAAAAGCUUUCAACGUCUUCAUAAGUUAAAAAGAUUAGCUAUUACUUGUGUAGCAUAUCAAUUAACAGACAGCGAGAUAGGCUUACUACAUGAUGCUUUUGCUGCAUUAGAUAAAAAUGCAGACGGAGUGUUAACAGUUAAUGAGAUACUUCAAGGAUUAAAACAAUGCGGUGUUGAAGGAGAUGAUGUCUUAGAUGUUUUAAAAGAAUUAGAUACCGAUGGUAACGGUACAAUAGACUAUACAGAGUUUAUUGCUGCUUCUAUGGAUCAUAAGAUAUAUGAGCAAGAGUCUGCAUGUCAAAAUGCAUUUCGAGUCUUCGACUUAGAUGGAGACGGCAAGAUCUCUGUAGAUGAAUUGCAAAAGGUAUUGGAGACAAGUUAUAUUAAAGAGGCGUUCAGCAAGGAGACAGUCAUGGAGAUGAUGAGGGAGGGGGACUUAAACAACGACGGGAUGAUAGACUUUGACGAAUUUAUGCGGAUGAUGAGGGGUAGACACCGCAAAGUUAAUGAAGGCUCUUCACCAUUAGCAAGAGCUAGAGCUCUUCUUUAUAGACGAUAUGAUAAUUAA
This is a messenger RNA of Eimeria acervulina, 1546 nucleotides long. RefSeq names its product CAM kinase, CDPK family TgTOXPK2, putative. Gene Ontology annotation, molecular function: ATP binding; calmodulin binding; calcium-dependent protein serine/threonine kinase activity. The transcript has 7 exons. The record is from RefSeq and is a predicted model, not a curated record. Gene Ontology annotation, biological process: protein autophosphorylation; peptidyl-serine phosphorylation; intracellular signal transduction. The annotation marks the transcript as partial. Gene Ontology annotation, cellular component: cytoplasm; nucleus. Lineage: Eukaryota; Apicomplexa; Conoidasida; Eucoccidiorida; Eimeriidae.